This is a messenger RNA of Mytilus trossulus (common blue mussel), 1035 nucleotides long. RefSeq lists its product as uncharacterized. Lineage: Eukaryota; Metazoa; Mollusca; Bivalvia; Mytilida; Mytilidae. The record is from RefSeq and is a predicted model, not a curated record. Bases 65 to 1015 code for a protein of 316 amino acids. Gene Ontology annotation, molecular function: metallopeptidase activity. The transcript has 7 exons.
AUAAGAAACUAGUGAAGUUAUGAUAAAGAACCAGGAGUAUCUGUAAACGUAGACGUACACAGCAAUGUUUACCUCUAUAUGGUUUCUGGUAACAUUGUUGUUUCUUGGCACGUAUGGGAUAUCACCUCCAAUUACUGAAGAAGAAUUGCGUGAAAUUUUUGAUGAUGGGAGGGUAGAACUGAAGCCCUACGUGCCCCCAAAGUCGUUAUUCUUACAUGGAUCUCGUGCCGGUUUUAAACACCUAUAUGUGGACAGUAGUGGGCGAACCCAUUCUUCUCAUAUUAGCUCACCGAGUAUCACUAUUGCUGCAACUCAAGCUGUCGGAUCUUUAGCAUUCCAUAAGGCAGCCACAAUAAUUGGACUAAUGACACGUCACAUGCCAAGUUCAGUUUUUACCAGUGUUGCAUCCAAAGGACAUGGCGUUGGUGUAUUUACUGACCCUGAAAAAAUUACGGUGUUUCCUGAAUUUAAUUAUCUUAAGUCUCCCUCUGGAUGUAGUGGCUCAUGUUCUGGUUCUGUAUGUUCAAAGUCGUGUUACAGUGACGGAAGAAAGUACGAAGAUAUGCACGGUCUUACAAACAGUAUAUCGGGCAUUGUUGACGAUAACAUUUUGUGUAAUUCACACGACCCACAUCAUGGUCUAGAGAAUAUUUUGGUACACGAAUUUGCACAUCAAGUUUAUAACUACAUGCCAUCCAGUGAUAGACACCAGGUUACAUAUAUCUAUAACAAAGACAAGCAACAUCAUACAUGGCAUGACAAUACUUAUGCUACCUCAAAUGCAAGAGAGUUUUGGGCGGAAGCUUCUGCAAGUUUCUUCCGUGUAGUCAUACGACCAAGAACGACUAGUGCAACUGGUGGAUUGAAUAUCUGUGACCUUACCCAUGUAUGUAGGACCGAGCAGGAAAAUAGGGAAUGGAUUAAAAAGCACGACCCAUCUUUAUACAACUUAUUAGCAAAGAUUUACACAAAUAAUAGACCUUCAGUUCUCAGUGGAUUAAAAGUGUGUCAAUAAAAAUUGAAAGGAUCAGUUAA